AUUCAUCAUAAAAAAUCUGUAACUAGAGAAGAAGAGAGGCAAGAACGCCUCGACCAUCACAAAUUUAUGGGUUCCUCUAUUCUCAUCCUCUUUCUCUCUCUCCUUCUUUGUCACCUUUCUUUGCCUUGCAAUGCAACUAAUCAGAAAACAAACCGUUUCAGAACAGAGUUCCUUCAUCAACCCUCUCCCAAUAAUGUCUCCAUCCCUCGUUAUUUCGAAGUAACAAAACCCAUUGAACUACCUAAAACAAAACCUUGUUCUUACCUCAUCCUUCAGCAUGAUUUCGGAAAUUCAUAUGGUAAGCCCCCUGUUCUUGCUGAAUACAAACCUCCGUCAGAUUGCCCAUCUCAGGAUUUCUCCAAAAUCGUUCUUGAAUGGAAAGCCACUUGUAAAGGGAGGCAAUUUGAUCGUAUUUUUGGUGUUUGGUUGGGCGGUGUCGAGAUUCUCCGCAGCUGUACUGCAGAGCCUAGUGCCACUGGGAUCGUCUGGACCGUCGAGAAGGACAUUACAAGGUACUUUUCAUUGCUUAAGAAUCCGCAAAGAUUUUCUGUUUAUAUGGGUAACAUUGUUGAUCAAACCUACACUGGAAUCUACCAUGUUAAUGUAACAUUCCAUUUCUAUCCUGGGGAAGUACCCCAAAGUUCCCUUGAGCGGCAGAAUUCGGUUUCUGGGUUUGAUUUUCCUGCUGAUAUGGUAAUACCCAUAUCAAGAAACCUUCCUCUGAAUGAUGGGUUGUGGUUUUUGAUUGAGAAUUCAACGGAUGUACAGAAGAAGAAGUUCAAAAUUCCUCCAAAUGCCUAUCGGGCUGUUCUGGAGGUGUAUGUUUCAUUUCAUUCGGAUGAUGAAUCCUGGUAUACUAAUCCUCCCAAUAAUUAUGUGAAAGCAAACAAUUUAACAAACGUGCCUGGAAAUGGCCCUUUUAGGGAGGUUGUGGUUAGACUCGACGAAUGGAUUGUAGGUGCUAUCUGGCCUUUCACUGUGAUUUAUACUGGAGGAAUCAAUCCUCUCCUAUGGAGGCCCAUCACUGGGAUUGGGUCUUUCAACCUCCCUUCGUAUGACAUUGAGAUUACGCCGUUCCUUGGCAAGAUUUUGGAUGGGGAUCACCACAAUUUCGGGUUUAGUGUAACAAAUGCUCUUAGUGUAUGGUUUAUAGAUGCGAAUUUGCAUGUCUGGUUGGAUAGUAAGAAUCAGAGAACUAGGGGAAAGCUUACGAAACACAUAAGCUCACAUCCUCAGGUAUCCCUGGUUUCACAUUUCAAAGGUGUGAAUGGAUCUUUUCUUAUCAAUGCAAGAAGGUCUAUUAUUUCAUCAGGAUGGGUGAAGUCCUCCCAUGGGAAGAUCAUAACAUAUUCAUUCCAAAAUUUUAGUUUAACAAACUCAACGGAGAUGAAAAAGAAUUUAGAUUUGCAGAUUGUAUCUCAAGCAAUUGAAGCUAAUAGAAGUGUUUUAGCAAAGCUUCCUUCUACUUUUAUGUAUUAUAUCAAAUCAAUGCAGAGGUUUCCCUUUUAUUUGUACUCGGACAAUGUGAACCAAGGAAAUGGCAGUUUUACUUCACUUGUGAACCUCUCGUUGGGAUUUAAUGAAGACAUAUUUUCUGAUGACCAUUUUGGUUUCUCUAUGAGCUCUCUCAGAAACUUGCAGAACGGAAAGGGUAAUAUGCUUGUAAAGGGAAACUUGGUAGUAAGUGGGUUAGGAAGUACUCAGCAAGUAUAUGCAUAUGAUAGUAAUGAAGAAUGCUACUUCAGGAAUGUGAGCAGUAAAAACUACACUGUUCUUUAUGAUGAAAAAAGAGACCUUUGUGACAGAAAAUCAAGUAAAAGAUUCAAAAUAUAUUUUUGUCUUAUAAAAUUCCUUCAUCAACCCUCUCCCAAUAAUGUCUCUGCAAUCACUCGUUAUUUCGAAGUAACAAAACCCAUUGAACUACCCAAAACGAAACCUUGUUCUUACCUCAUUCUUCAGCAUGAUUUGGGAAACACAUAUGGUAAGUCCCCUGUUCUUGCUGAAUAUAAACCCCCAUUAGAUUGCCCAUCUCAGGAUUUCUCCAAAAUUGUUCUUGAACGGAAAGCAACUUGUAAAGGGAGGCAAUUUGAUCGCAGUUUUGGUAUUUGGUUGGGCGGUAUCGAGAUUCUCCGUAGCUGCUCUGCAGAGCCUAGAGCCACUGGGAUUGUCUGGGAAGUCGAGAGGACAGUCGGGAAGGACAUUACAAGGUACCUUUCAUUGCUUAAGAAUCAUCAAACGUUAGCUGUUUAUAUGGGUAACAUUGUUGAUCAAACCUACACUGGAAUCUACAAUGUCAAUGUAACAUUCCAUUUCUAUCCUUCGGAAGUACCCCACAGUCCCCUUAAGAAGAAUUCUCCGAAUUUGGUUUCUGGCUUUGAUUUUCCUGCUGAUUUGGUGCUACCCAUCUCAAGAAACCUUCCUCUGAAUGAUGGAUUGUGGCUUUUUAUUAAUAAUUCAACAGAUGUACAGAAGAAGAAGUUCAAAAUUCCUCGAAAUGCCUAUCGGGCUGUUCUGGAGGUGUAUGUUUCGUUUCAUUCAGAUGAUGAGUCCUGGUAUACAAAUCCUCCCAAUAAUUAUAUAAAAGCAAACAAUCCAACAGAUGUGGCUGGAAAUGGACCCUUUAGGGAGGUUGUGGCUAGACUCGACGAAAGGAUUGUUGGUGCCGUCUGGCCUUUCACUGUGAUUUUUACUGGAGGAGUCAAUCCUCUCCUAUGGAGGCCUGUCACUGAGAUGUCUUUUAACGUUCCUUCAUAUGACAUUGAGAUUACGCCGUUCCUUGGUAAGAUUUUGGAUGGAGAUCUCCACAAUUUUGGGUUUAGUGUAACAAAUGCUCUGAGUACUUGGUAUAUAGAUGCAAUUUUGCAUGUCUGGUUGGAUAGUAAGAGUGAGAGAACUAGGGGAAAGCUUAUGAAACACAAAAGUUCAUAUCCUCAGGUCUCUCUUGUUUCGCAUUUUAAAGGUGGGAUUAAUUCUUUUCUUAUCUAUGCAAGAAGGUCUAUUGUUUCAACAGGAUGGGUGAAGUCCUCCCAUGGGAAGAUCAAGACUUAUUCAUUCCAAGAUUUUAGUUUCAUGAACUCAAUGGAGAUGAAAAAUAAUUUAGAUUGGCAGACUGUGUCUCAAGCAAUUGAAGCCAAUAGAAGUGUUUUUGCAAAGCAUACUUCUUCUUCUAUGUAUUAUAUCAAAUCAAUGCAGAGGUUUCCUUUUUAUUUAUCCUCAGACAAGGUGAACCAAGGAAAUGGUAGUUAUACUUCACUUGCAAACCUCUCAUUGGGAUUUAAUGAAGACAAAUUUUCCAGUACCCAGUUUGGUUUCUCUAACAGCUCCCUCAGAAACUUGCAGAAUGGACAGGGCAAUAUGGUUGUAAAGGGAAAUUUGGUAGUCAGUAGGUUGGGAAGUACUCAGCAAGUAUAUGCCUACGAUGGUAAUAAAGAAUGCUACUUCAGGAAUGUGAGCAGUAAAAAUUCCACUGUUCUUUAUGAUGAAAAAAGAGCUCUUUGUGACUGAAUAUCUUCAACUGGCUUAGGCUUUAGAUUGCAUAGAUGUUGGCCAUUGGAGUCAAAGGGGGUUGGCUUGGAUUCAGCUGAUGCUCUACUUGCUCCAUAAGUUGAGAAUUACUGGCUCCAUAUCUGAAAGGAUUUGGGCAGUGACAGCUUAAUAAUGAGCAUGUAAGAGUGAUAGUCAGGAAUAGUUACUUCUCAUGGAUAUUUAUAAUUCAGUCUCCUGUAGUCUUGAUUCACUACUUUUACCAAAUUAAAUUGGAUAAUUGGAAGAACAAAUAUUUGAGUCCUUAUCCUCUGGUUUGUGCAUGAAACCUCUGUAAGCUUUUGGGAAUAGAAUGAAUAUGAAUCCUUGAAAGGAAAUCAAUAUACUCAUGUUUGUGUUUUAAAUCAACCCAACUUAAACUUCAUGAACUAUAGGAUCUAUUGUUUAGCUUUAUAGAUAUCUAGACUGAGCAUUCAUUGUAUACAUUUGUUUGAAAUUCCAAUAAAUUCAAAAUAAAAUAAAAAGGAAAACGAAAACUGUAUGAAGCUGUAAAUUAAAGGAGGUUGGAUUCACCUUGAUAUAUUUGAAGAGGUUCUACCACAGUUCAGGUGGAUGACUUAUUCGCUUUUAUGGUU
This is a messenger RNA of Macadamia integrifolia, 4118 nucleotides long. RefSeq lists its product as uncharacterized. NCBI's taxonomy places the organism in Eukaryota, Viridiplantae, Streptophyta, Magnoliopsida, Proteales, Proteaceae. The record is from RefSeq and is a predicted model, not a curated record. Gene Ontology annotation, cellular component: vacuole.